AUGAGCGACCGCCGCCACAACAUCCCACAAUAUCUUUACCUACAACAUUCCCAGCCCAUUCAUUCGGACCCUCGCCGGACAAAAGUGCCCUCGCCGGCCCUAUAUUCUCCCGCCUACUCACCCCUACCGCUCCCGCCGCAGCAUCCAUUGCACCAGCAACUACACUACGCCCACGUGCCGCCGCACCUCCUGCUGCAUCCCUUUCUGCAGCUCGCGCGCAUCGACGAAGUGCAUCAAUCCGCCUCGCACACGCCUUUCCCCGCCGUAAUUGUGUCUCCCCACUCGCUGAGCCCGCCUCCUCAGCGGGACUCAGGCCGCACCCUCUCCAAGAAGCCUCCCGUGAAGACGGCACAGGCGCACACAAAUACCACAGAUGGGAAUAAGGAUACACAGCGUAGCGUGCCCACCAGCGCGCCCACGAUGACAUCAAACGGUCUGCCAAACAUGUCGAGCAAACGGGAAGAGGCGGGCACCCAGACGCGCUCCCAGCGCCCGUCCAUCGUCUCACAGCACUCGAAUUCCGUUCCCUCGACGCCCCUGCAGGUCGCCCGCAAGUACACUACGCGCUCACGCUCCCCUUCGCCAAACGGCGGACUGGGCAGCCAUUCGCCACGCUCUGUGUCGUCCGAAGCAAACGGCACCAUGCCCACGCUGAGACCCGCGCGCCCCUUCAAGUGCAGAUUCGAGACCAACGUCGGCAUGCUGGGCCGGAGACGCAUGCCCUACCAAUCAGACGAGAUACUGGAAAAGGCCAAGGAGGAGCCAAAGAAGAGUUUGGAUCCCCACGAAGAUGACAAGUUGAGCGGAGAUAUGCGAGAGCUGUACGACCGGUUAGUGCCGAAGCAGGAGGACGAGAGCAUACGAGGGCGCUUUGUAAAGAAGGUGGAGCGCAUACUUCAGACCGAGUUUCCCGGUACCAAAAUCAUGGUCCAUGUAUUCGGCUCUUCUGGCAACAUGUUGUGGACAUCUGAGAGCGAUGUCGAUAUUUGCAUCCAAACGCCCAUGAAAAGGCUUGAAGAGAUGCACCCGCUAGCUGAGGCUUUGGAUAAACAUGGCAUGGAACGCGUGGUAUGCAUACCAGCAGCCAAGGUCCGGAUAGUAAAAGUCUGGGACCCUGAGCUAAAACUCUCCUGCGACAUCAACGUGAACAACGUCGCCGCAAUCGAGAACACGCGCAUGAUCAAGACCUACAUACAGCUCGACGAUCGUGUUCGACCGCUCUCCAUGAUUAUCAAGCACUGGACAAAGCGGCGUAUCCUGAACGAUGCUGGUAUUGGUGGCACAAUCAGCUCGUAUACAUGGAUAUGUCUGAUCCUCAACUUCCUCCAGACGCGGGAUCCACCGGUCCUUCCUACCCUGCAUGACCUUCCCGAUCGAGCGUUGGACGAGACGACCGGCCAGCCUUCGUUAUCGAGUUUCGCCGACGAUGUAGACAAAUUGAGAGGUUAUGGAGAGAAGAACCAAGAAAGUCUGGGCCAGUUACUCUUCCAUUUCUUCCGUUUCUACGGACACGAGAUAGAUUAUGAGAAAGAAACAAUCUCAGUACGGCAGGGCAAGCGGAUACCGCGAGAAGAGAAGGGGUGGCAUCCCGGCGGUGGCCAAAAGGAGGGGGUUAAUCGCCUUUGUGUAGAGGAGCCUUUCAACACGGAGCGCAAUCUUGGUAAUUCCGCCGACGAUUAUGCAUGGCGCGGUAUACACCUGGAACUCCGCCGUGCUUUCGACCUCCUUGCAGAUGGUCAACAGCUCGACAAGGCAUGCGAGCAAUUUGAGUACCCGCCCGAGGAGAAGUCGAACGCGAUUUUCAAGAAGCCGCAGUCGCAGAAAGCCAUCAUCACCUCAAGUGUACCAAACCGGAAUGGACGAGGGGGUCCGAACUCGCGUGGAGGUAGAGGAGGCUUUAACCUAAAGGGUCAGCAUGGAGGUAGUAGGCGAUCUUCCGGCAGCUCCAACUACGGUCAGGGUCGACCACCCUUCCUACAUAGCCCGCCCAUCCCCGCGAGCGCUGGCCCGGAGUACUUCAGCUUCCCAAGAGGCAUCCACGACCAGCUACACGACCAGCUGUAUCAGCAAUACCAAAUGCUGGAGAUGCAGUCCAACUCUCUACGUGCACAGUUGGCCGCUCAACAACACGCUCAGCAAGCACAUCAAGUACGGGCUGCGCAGAUGCAUGCUCACGCGGUUGCCCAGGCACAAGCGCAAGGCAGAACGUCUAACAGUAUAAACGGGUCGCCGCAAAAGUCACCCUAUAUUAACGAUCGACAAAGCCCUCGUUUGGCCGAGCGUGGGAUACCUCCAAACGCUCUUCCUCAGGGCUUUCUAUACCACUACCCUGGCUUCUUUACUUCGCCCCAGUCCGAUCCCAAUGGCUCACAAGAUGGAUCGCGAACCAACCCCUCUUCUCCAUCUUUGAGUAACAGCAUACCUGGUGUACAUCGAGGAGUGCAUCGCGCAUCCAAUGCAAGCGAGACAAGCUCUCUUCGUUCGCAUUCACAGCCUCCUCGCAGUGCUGGACAGCAGCCUGUCAUUGUGGGAUACCCACCCGUACCCCAGCUCGUUGACCCUGGUCAAUUUGCUGGCUAUCCUAUCGCACGAUCUUCGCAAGAUCCUCCGCGACCACAGAUGACGUCAGAGAUCCCGGUGAAGCCUACGACGUCCCAGCCAGAAUCAAUUCCAUCUUCCGACACCAGCUCCCCAAAGGAGUAUGUCGGCUACUACGUUGCAGAACAACCGCAGGUACGUCCGCUGCAAGAGUACGCUGUUGGAUCGAUUCCAUCCUUUAGCGAACUGGCUCAGCGUCGCCGGCGCGUGUCACCAGAGAUCACGCAGCCUCUUCUGAACACUGCGUUACGACGAGUGACACGAUCACCUUCGCCACUUGGGCAUAUGCGUAGCUAUUCUACUGGCGUGCCUCAACCGAAUGAUGUACCCACCAUUGAGCAGCGGAAGUCACGCAUUGACUCAGUCCGUCCACCUAUCGACAAUGGUCCAGUCAUUGUUAAUGGCUCAUUUCCGAGCCAAUCUCGUCCGAGAAGUGAUAUAGUAGAGACUGUACCACCAGAGAUGCCAUCUCAAGCUCCACUUGGAGUAUACGCCAACGAUCAGGCUAUUUAUCAGAUCCAGCAACUCCAGGCGCGUCAGCAACUGGUUCUUCAGGAGAUGGAGAGACAGAAGGUCGUGCAAAACAUGGGUCCUCCCAUUGUGAAUGGCUCAGUGAACGGUAUCCCGCCAGUAGAGACAAAUGGCUUGACGCGAGUGCCAAGCGAAGGCAAGCAACCGUUUCCCACAUUUGGUGAUGGCUGGGUAAAUUACGAGGCCACGAACGGCCAUCAAAGCGACCGUAGCGAUGACAUCUCACCAACCCGCUCUGUUCCCCAUCAAUGGGGUGCAUCAGCGUAUACUAACGGACUACCUCCCCUAGAAACGUCAAAUGUGCAAAGAGCACAUCCUCAAGAGAUCAAAUCUGCGACGAUACCGCUGCUGUCACCCGUGUUUGAGACGCGCACGCCUUCGCCUACUACCAGCAGAUCUGCUGAUGUCAGCAAGCUUGUCAAUGGUAACAACAGUCAUAAGUCGCAGGCCAAGCCAAACAACCAACAGCAUCGUCGCGCGUCGCUCACGGGUGGAUCGAACGGUAACGCAAAGGAGAAUCGUAAUGGCCAACAGCAGAAGAGCACCAUGAACAACGAAAGGACGAACAAGCCGAGCGCAGCAGGUAAUAGUCCCAAUUCUUGGCAACAGCAGCCUCCUCGUAAGAAGGGGAAGAACAAGAAGUCGAGGGCGCCAGACCAGAAGUCGAUGGGUGAGCCAUUGCCUGUCAAUGCUGCAGAUCGCAAGGGUGGCUAG
This is a messenger RNA of Alternaria atra, 3843 nucleotides long. RefSeq lists its product as uncharacterized. The transcript is spliced from 4 exons. Lineage: Eukaryota; Fungi; Ascomycota; Dothideomycetes; Pleosporales; Pleosporaceae. Gene Ontology annotation, biological process: RNA 3'-end processing. The record is from RefSeq and is a predicted model, not a curated record. The coding region runs from base 1 to 3843 and encodes 1280 amino acids. Gene Ontology annotation, molecular function: nucleotidyltransferase activity.